AUGUCAAAGGAGAAGAAAAAGACCAUGAUCAAUAAGAAUAUUUGGAUUAACAUUCAGUGGUUUAAUUCCAUCUACUUGAUACUACUACUAAUACUUUCAUUACUUCCAUAUAACUCUGCCCAAAGCGACAAAGGUAAUUCAUGGAUUCCAGAACUCCACAUUGAUAAUCAAACAGAAUUGGUCGCAUUCGUUUGUGGGAUAAUCUUAAUGGUUGUUUACUGUAUUCUUUUUAUUUGGAGAACUAAUUUUCUUAAUGAGCAAAGACGUAUUAGAGGUCACCUAAAUGAUAAUGUUACUACUCUAACAUCAACAAGCAAAGGAGGACUUGAUUUAAAAGUGAUCGAAACGAUUCCGGUGUUUGUCUAUUCUGAUAUUAAGAAUAAGAAGAAGAUUCAUUCUAAUGAAAGAGUAGUAGAGUGUGCUGUCUGCUUAGGUGAAUACGAAGAUGAAGAUAUGUUGAGACUAUUACCUACAUGUCGUCAUAUUUUUCAUUGUCAUUGUAUUGAUGCUUGGUUUAUCUCUCAUUCUACUUGUCCGGUUUGUCGAUCUAAAAUUGAAGUUAUGGCUCCCGAUGCUGCAGUUAAUUCAGGUGGUACUGUAAUUGAUGUAUUUGAAGACGAUGGGAACCAUUCUGAGUCGACAAUGACUGUGAUUAAUGUAUCAGCAGAGCAAACCCAUGUUUCAGUUUCGGUGGCAGAGACUUCGGAACAAGCAACUGAUAAUUUAAACCUUAAGAAGAAGAUGAACCCGAAUCAGACUACAGGAAGAUCAGUAAACCCUUUUGAAGGACUUUCAAAAUCGCAUUCAACUGGACAUUCUUUGGUACCAGAAAAUAGUGAGAGGUAUACAUUGGGAUCACUAGAUGAUGUGAGAAAGGCUAGUGUUAAUGGAAAAUUGAAUCGGUAUAAGAGAUGCGUAACUUUUACGAUAUGA
Messenger RNA from Papaver somniferum (opium poppy), 933 nucleotides. Its product is annotated as RING-H2 finger protein ATL17-like. The transcript has a single exon. The record is from RefSeq and is a predicted model, not a curated record. The coding region runs from base 1 to 933 and encodes 310 amino acids. Lineage: Eukaryota; Viridiplantae; Streptophyta; Magnoliopsida; Ranunculales; Papaveraceae.